Molecule: messenger RNA, 2544 nt
Organism: Mirounga angustirostris (Northern elephant seal)
Lineage: Eukaryota; Metazoa; Chordata; Mammalia; Carnivora; Phocidae
Gene: ABHD3
Product: abhydrolase domain containing 3, phospholipase
Exons: 10
Coding region: 624-1859 (411 amino acids)
Biological process (GO): medium-chain fatty acid catabolic process; medium-chain fatty acid biosynthetic process; phosphatidylcholine metabolic process
Molecular function (GO): A2-type glycerophospholipase activity; monoacylglycerol lipase activity; acetylesterase activity
Source: RefSeq, a predicted model, not a curated record
CUCCCGGCGUCCGGCAAGCGCCCGGGCCCACGGGCCCCCUUCUCUCUGCCCCCGCGCACGCCGCCGCGCUCCGCCCCGCCACAGAGUGCCCGCCGGGCGAGAGCGGCUCCACAUCCGGAUACUGACGCUCUCAAGUUUUUUUUUUCCGGGGCACCCUAAACCACUAGUUUACAGUACUAAACGCAACCCACCGCCGUGCGGAACCGUUCAAGGUCACGCGAGCAGGUGCCCGGCCAGGGACCGGAAUGCGCACUGCCAGGCCCAUUUCCUUCUCCAAAGUCGGCGCUCGAUCUCUGCCCACCUUUGGGGGUCACCCAGCCUGACUGCGACCAGACCACCAGACCGGGAGACGCAGUCCGCCCCCCGCCCCGGUGGCCGCGCUCGGAACCGCGCCUCUGGAAGGUUCCUGAGUGACUGACGGGUGGCGGGGCUGGUGGCUCCGUGAAAGCUGGGGCGGAGCCGGCGGCGACCAGCGGCGGUGCUACGCCUCCCGGGGCCGCUCGGCCGCGCCCGCUGGCGGAAGCUGCGCUCUGCCUGCUAGAGACGCUCUGCUCAAGGGUCCCGGGCGGUGCCGCGGCCGCCUUCCGUGGCCCGCCGGCGGACGGGCCUCCCACCGCAGGACCAUGCAGCGCUUAGCGAUGCACCUGCGGAUGCUCUCCAGGGAGCUCUCCCUCUACCUGGAGCACCAAGUCCGAGUUGGGUUCUUCGGCUCGGGAGUAGGCUUAUCCCUGAUCCUGGGCUUCAGCGUCGCUUACGCCUGCUAUUACCUGAGCAGCAUUGCCAAGAAGCCCCAGUUAGUGACGGGGGGUGAGAGCUUCAGCCGCUUCCUCGAGAACCACUGUCCGGUGGUGACAGAAACGUACUACCCGACGGUCUGGUGCUGGGAGAGUCGAGGACAGACACUCCUGAGACCUUUCAUCACUUCUAAGCCCUCGGUGCAGUACAGGAAUGAACUUAUUAAAACUGCAGAUGGCGGACAAAUUUCACUGGACUGGUUUGAUAAUUGUAACAGCAAAUGUUAUAUGGAUGCCACCACCAGACCUACUAUCUUAUUGUUGCCUGGCCUCACUGGAACAAGCAAGGAAUCGUAUAUCCUUCAUAUGAUCCAUCUUAGUGAAGAAUUGGGAUACAGAUGUGUGGUUUUUAACAACAGAGGAGUGGCAGGGGAGAAUCUCUUGACACCAAGGACUUACUGUUGUGCUAACACGGAAGACCUGGAGACAGUUAUUCACCACGUGCACAGUCUGUACCCUUCUGCUCCUUUCCUGGCAGCAGGGGUGUCGAUGGGAGGAAUGCUGCUUUUGAAUUACCUGGGCAAAAUUGGGCCAAAAACUCCUUUGAAGGCAGCUGCAACUUUUUCAGUUGGUUGGAAUACUUUUGCUUGCUCUGAGUCAUUGGAGAAACCACUCAACUGGCUGCUUUUUAAUUACUACUUGACAACUUGCCUCCAGUCUUCCGUUAAUAAACACCGGCAUAUGUUUGUGAAACAAAUCGACAUGGACCAUGUCAUGAAGGCUAAAUCCAUCAGAGAGUUUGAUAAGCGAUUCACUUCAGUCAUGUUUGGAUACCAAACUAUUGAUGAUUAUUAUACUGAUGCCAGCCCGAAUCGUAGACUGAAAUCAGUAGGAAUUCCAGUGUUGUGUCUGAAUUCUGUGGAUGAUGUUUUCUCACCAAGUCAUGCUAUUCCAGUUGCAACUGCCAGGCAAAACCCUAAUGUUGCUUUGGUCCUUACUUCUUAUGGAGGCCAUAUUGGUUUUCUGGAGGGAAUCUGGCCAAGGCAGUCCACUUACAUGGAUCGAGUCUUCAAGCAGUUUGUGCAGGCCAUGGUUGAGCAUGGACAUGAACUCUCAAGCAUGUAGCUCUUCAGGUGCAUUUUGUCUGAACCACCAUAUAAAGGCAGCUCAGCUUAGUGCACAAAUCUUAACUACUGUAUAUAAAGCAGAUACGCCAGCAGGUGGUGAAGAGGUCCAGAAUGACAUGCAAAAACUACUUGUUUGGGGAAACAAAACAACUUUGUAGCAAGAAAUGAAAUAUAGAUUUAAAUUGUAACUUAUGUAGAUUUUAUUUUUACUAUGCCUUACCAAGUAUGACCUUAAAUAAAGUAGUCAAACAUGGAAUUGCACUUAACCAAAACUAUUGUGUAAAAAAGAUUUUAAUUCCUCAGGGUUUUAAUUUAGGCUGGUAUUUUUUUAGAUUACUCAUUUUAGGUGACUUAAUGGUACUUUAAUAACUGUUAAGAGACUUUGGUUAUUUGAAUGUAAGUUAUAAGUUGGCACAUUCCUAAGGGUAUUUAUACCUAAUGAUGAUAAUGUGAAAACUGAAAUAAGAUAAAAUACAAUGCGCUAAAAUCUUUUAUGUAUUCUAACUUUAAAAGGCAAAUGCGACAAUGUUAGACUGAGGUCUAUACAUGCUCUUUUAUUCUGAUAAUAAUAAAUUAAGGCUGAUUUAUGUUUUAUAAUGAUUAUAGUUUACAUGCUUAUUUUUAAAAUAGUAUAUGUGCAUACAUAUAUAUCAAUAUAUUAAAAUAAAUUCUAUCAUUUUAAA